AUUCAUUUGCACGCAAAGGUUUUCUGAGUAGCGUGCAUGAGAGAGACAGCAGCUGGCCACUAGGCCAAACACUUGCACCAGAAAGAGACCGUCAUAGUCAGCUAGAAAAGAAUCAGUUUGUAGCUGCUUUGCUUUUGUUUGUGUGUUUGGGCAUUCACAUUUCCCCCAUUCAAUAUUUAAUUCACUGGCCGAUAAUAGCAGCGGUGGCCAUACAAUGUGCAAUAGAUAAAUGACCGACUUGCGAUACAUGGGGAGCUAGAAAAGGACCCAAAGGCUUCUUCUAAUCAAUGCCAAAGGCAGUAAUUUUCUACGUACUUACUGCGCGUAUGUGUAUGUGUAUGCGUGUGCCUAACCGUGUGUGCGAGUGUAUGUGCGGGAGGAAAAAAACAACUCUGCUUAACCGUUUCUUGUUGUUGUAGCUACAUUCUUGUUGUUUUUGUUGUUGUUGAUUUGUAGGCAACGGAAGAGGAACAAGAAAUAUUACUGUAAAAAAAGAGACAAAAUAGGAAGAUUCGGAAGUAUAUAGGAAACAUCGCAGAGCCGCAACCUGAUUAAAUAUAUACAUGCAUAUGCACACUUACAAUCGGACAUACACACACACAUAAACACACGCAAGCACACAGAUGGAAGUACAUAUACAAAGGGCGCAACGUUAAAAUUAUACAGAAAGGCUCUCGCUUUGCCUUAAAAUGGACAAUACUGCUGGUCAGUAUGUGCGGAAGAAACUGGCCUGAUGGGACAUGCACAUAGACUAGAAACCAAACCCACUGUUAAGAUUUGGCUGUAAAUAGUUUCGAAUAAGCAAUGAAAACCAUUACGCCGGACACGACGUCAACGUCGCAGCAGCAGCACCACCAGCAGCAGCAGCAGCAACAACUUCUCGUUCCACAAGCAGAAGUGCAGAUGCAACACCAGCAAACGAUUAUUGCGCCGCCCCUGAUAAUGGAAGCCACGGCGCAUGUGAAUCUCGUGGACGAUGAUGAAAAGGAUCCGCUGGCGCUGGAGCAUACGGAUGUGGUGGUGUCGCCAACUACCAAGCACUCACACAGUCUGAGACGCCACCUGCCACGCAUAAUCGUGAAACCCAUACCACCUGACAAGAAGGCCACGGCGCCAAGUGAAGAUCCGCUGCCGGCGGCACUGCCAGGACUGACACCGCUGGCAUCGCAUGCUGCCUCGAAUUCUGCUGCUCCUCCCGCACGCAUGUUUAGCAGUCGGCGCAUCCAGCAACAGCAGCAGGCGAAGGCAGCAGCAGCAGCGGCGGCGGCCGCCGAAGCAGCGGCAGCAGAAGCAGCUGCCCAAGCCAAUGCGGGCCAGCUAUCCACGACGUCGCCGGGCAGCAAAGGUGCCGCCUCCUCCUCGCAAGCCUCAACGAUGCGCGAGGUGCUGGCCUCUAUACCCGGGUUCAGCGUAAAGCCGCGACGUCGCAGCAACAAGAAGCUGACAACAGCAGCGCAAAUCGAGCAAACUAAGGACGGAAAAAUCGAUCUGGAGACACCGGACUCCAUAUUGGCAUCCACCAAUCUGAGGGCGUUGCUGAACAAACAGACUUUCUCGCUGCUACCCCCGCUAUAUCAAUACCAUCUCAUUCAGCUGCUGCCCAGCGUCGAUCGUGAGGCCAGCGUAGUGGAGCCGCAAUUAAUGCCUCCGCUAGAUCAGCCGAGCAGUAGUGGUGCCAGUGGAAGUGCCAGUGGAAGUGGGAGCUCAUCCUCUGAGGCCAUUCGACUAACUGCGUCGUGCCUGAAUAAUGAAUUCUUUGCCCGCGCCUGUCUGGAGUGGCGGGAGCGAUUGAGCGAAGGAGAAUUCACGCCCGAGAAUCAGCUAAAGCUUAAGACGGAGGCAGAGCGCGAGAAGAACAAGCUUGACCCGUGGAAAGUGAAGCACUUUGAGCCCUACUGGGGUGAGAAGAAUGCCAGGAAUGGCCCGGGUGUGCCUGCCACUGCUAGCAAGCUAAAGCUGGAGAACGACGAGGAGAAGCAUCGAACGACAACCAUUAAGAGUGAGCCCAAACCACCAGCGACAACGCAACAAACACAACCACAACUACAGCAGCAGCAGCAACAGCAGCAGCAACAGCAGCAGCAAAAGCAACAAGCAACAUGUGAUAAUGAGACUGAAUUGAAAUUUGAUUUGAGCACAAAGUGCGAACCGACAGCAGCAGCGAGAACAGCAACAACUCCGCCAACUGAGACUUGCAUUCAGAAUAGCUUAGUAGUGACAGAGCAACAGCGUCGCAUACUCAAACGUCCGUCGAGCAGCCCAUCGCGUCGCAAGCCGACACCAACAAUAAUACUCGAGGACGACGAUGAUGAUCCCAUUGAGCUGCAGCUGCUGCCAAGCACAUCCAAGGAGAGCAAACAGAUGAAAAUCGAAGCUCCGUUUGUUCCUUAUUCGUCGUCAGGGAAUGCUGUUGUUGCCACUGCACCGCUGCCACUGCCGCUGCCGCUGCCGCAACCGUCGCCCACCAUCAAUCGAGAUAUUGUAGAUCAUGCCACAACGGUGAUAGCUGCACCAAUCAAUGAGGUGCGACAACAACAGCCACUUAUCAACAGUACCUGUGUUAAAAUCGAGCCAUUCGACGAGUGCAAUGAAGAGUUCAUUUCCAUUGAACAUGCGGAUAUGGUGGAGCUUGAAGCGGCAGCCACAGCUGCUGUCACGCCGCCAACCAAUCCCGAGGCGGAGGUUAAUGAUUUUGUAAGCUAUUUGGAGAGCGUGGAGCUAGUAACCAAAGGGACAUUGGAUGCAUCCAAUGAGACAGAUUCCACAACGGCAGCAGCAGCAGCAGCAGCAACAGCAGCCAGUCAUGAUUUCGUGUUUGCAGAUACCAUUGAUCAUGCAUAUUUCCACAACCAUCAUACAGACAUCAAUCACACCUUCUUCACAUCAUCGUCAUCGUCCAACAUGGCGCAUGCGGCAAUCAACAAACUGGAGGAGGAGCAGCACUGCAUUAAGCUGGAAGACUCGCCCGUUUCUUCUGUGGCCAUACCCAGCUCCAUUUGUAGCUCCACUCCACCCAGCUCGAUCACGUCCACCAGCUUCACAUCCUCCUCAUCCGCUUCGCUAUCAUCGUCGUGCUCGAGCAGCAAUUCCAGCUCCAUGCCGGCCACUGUAACGGCACCCACAACCACCUCGUCAUCAUCGUCGACAACUGUAGCCGCAGCCUCAGCAGGAGCCCCACUGUCGCUGGCUUCAGCGGCAGAGUCAACACUGGCCGAUGUCCAGGCUAUGCUCUCGUCAGUGGUCACAUUGCAGCAGCAGCAACAGCAGCAGCAAGAGCCGUCUGUGGAGUUGAACUCGAGCGAGAUGUAUCAGCAUGUUCAGCACGACUGGAACUUUGGUGACAUUAAGCUGAUGGCAACCACGCCCCCGAGAAGCUCCCAAGCAGCGAGGGAGCAACUGCAGCAGCAGCAUCUGAACCAUGAGGCUAUUAAUCUGAUGGAUGUCGUCAAAGAAGAAGUCAUCGAUGACAAUAUGCUGGACAGCGAUGCGUGUCAGGAGUUCCUCGAUGAGGAUGAAGAGGUGGAGGAGGAGGACGAUGAUCUUGUUGAGUGUAUCGACGAGGAGCACCAGGAACAGCAGAUGAUGGACGUCAUGAAUGACGAGGAUGGUGAUGCAGUGCGGGAAAUAGUGGACAAACUGCAGCAGCAUCAAGAGCAACAGCAGCAGCAGCAUCAGCACCAACAGCAGCAGCAACAACAGCGGCAGCAUGUGCAUAUCCAGGAUGUGGUGCACUUGCCUCAGCAUUCGUUUUUGCCACAGGCCCACAACGAGUACGCGAAUGAGAUUACGCAGGAGAUUCUUUGCGACGCCGUGCCCAUGUCAGCUGCCGAAAUGGAGGUGUCCAGCACCGUGAUCACCAACAGCAGCAACAGCAACGACAGCAGCAACAAUCUGAGUCACAGUCAGCCGACGCAGCCACAGCAGAAUACUCCAGCGGCUGCGCCACAGCAACGACAGAUUUUGGUUGAUUCGAAUGGUCAGAUAAUUGGCAACUUUCUGAUGCAACAACAGCAGCAACGUCAACAGCAGCAGCAACAUCAACAGCAGCAGCAGCUUCUUCAGCAAUUCACACUGCAAGCAGCAGCCGCACAGCAACAGCAGCAGCAGCAACAGCAGGCGACGAGUAGCAAUGCCUUGACCAAAACUCUGCCGGUAACGCUACGCAAUGGAACCCAGCAGUUUUUGUCGCCCAACUUGCUUGCCCAGCAGCAACAGCAGCAAUUGGAGCAGCAGCAGCAGGCAGUGCAACAGAAGCAACAGCUGCAGCAAUUUGCACUGCAACAGGCACAACUGCAUCAGCGGCAACUUAUGGCUCAGGCUGCCAACAACAAUCUGCUCCAACAGCAGCAGCAGCAGCAACAACAGCAGCAUCAGCAGACUGUUGUUCCGGCAGCAGCGCCUCAGCCUAAAUUCAUAGCCAAGCCAUUGAAUAUUAUUUCCAUGACGCGGCCCGCCGCCAAUGCAUCGCCCACCACGGCAGCAACAACAGCAAACAACACAACGAUUCCGUCCGCCUAUGCUAAUGUUGUUGCCGUAACAGCCGCGCCACAGCCACAGCAACAGCCACCACCGCCAUCAGUCGCAGCAUCAGCAGCAGUAGCAGUGCCCCAGCAGUUGCCGCUGCCCCAACCCCAGCCACAGCAGCAGCAGCUCUCUAAUAGCAGUAUGCAGCAGUUGCCAACAUUGCCUAGCGUUCUAACGAUGAAAACUCUACCUCCCUCGGGUGUGCCGACGACCAUAGCCCAGCAGCGAUUGCAACCGAAGAUGCCGACGGGCAAGGGACGCAAGGCCACCAACAAUAGGAUGCCCCCAGGAGCCGUUAAUCUCGAGCGGAGCUAUCAAAUCUGCCAGGCCGUCAUCCAAAAUAGUCCAAAUCGUGAGAAUCUAAAGGCUCAGCUGCGUCCGCCCGGGGCCAUACUCAACCAGCAACAACCACAGCCUCAGCCCAUGCCAACGGCAGUCAGCACAACUGUAACACCUGUGAGCAGUCCCCUGAAUGUGUCGAAUGUGUCCACUGUGGCUGCCACACCCAUGUCAAACAUGACGGCGGUUAGCGCGAAUGUGGUCGCCGCACCAGCGGCUGCAGCACCCAUUCAGAAUAUGAUGAAACCGGAGGAGCUACUGGUUGGAGGUGCCGCUGCCGCUGGAGCCCUGCCCGCCGGCCUGCCGGCCAAUUUGAUGGGCGUUGGACGUCCGGGAGUGUACAAGGUUAUUGGUCCUCGCAUGAGCGGCUUUCCGCGUAAGAAAUAUGUUCAGAGGAAGCCAUCACCCACCACACUGAUACGGCAUGUGUUUAGUCCAGGACCUGGAGCAGCCAAUGCCACGCCCCAGCAGCUUCAGAUACUCCAACAGCAGCAGCAACAACAGCAAGCGGCUACGUUGCCAGUGGCACAAACACAGCCACAGCCACCGGUGGCACCAGAGCAAUUGAUCCAUCAGAACGGCAGUGGCCAGUAUGUGCUGGUUCAUCGCGCCACUGUGGGAGCGGCCGACAAUCAGGCGCCCAGAGCGUCCAGUGCCCCGCCACUGCAUCAGAAUCAGUUUGUCACCGUUCAGAAUCCGCUGCACAGCCUGAAUGGCCUGCCAAUGGGCGGACGCGGGCGUCCCGCUUCGGUGGAUAAUACAGCAGGCAGCGGCAACGUUAUGGCGCCAGCAAUAGCCGCACCCGAGGUCCUGCACCAUCACCAUCAUAAUCACAAUCACGAGCUGCAACAUCAGCAGCAGCAACAGCAUCAUCAUCAGAUGGGAAAUGUUGGCAAUGUGGGCGCCGCCGCGAAUAUUGUGCGGCGCAAUAUCGCUGCAGGCUCCAACAUCACCUAUAUCGAUGGCAACAACACCAAUUCAACAGCUGCCGCUCUCAUGGAAGCAGCUGGCAACAAUUACAUAGUGACGACAACUGCAGCACAAUCACCGGCCACACCAACAGUCAUUCAGCAGCAGCAGCCACCGCCGCAACAGUCGCAACAGCAACAGGCAUUGCAUCCACUUCUGCAUCUGCGUCAAAGUGGGGAAAACACACCGCCAGGCAGCGAGGCCGUCACAGCAACGGCGAACAACUGCGCCUGCUCGCUGAACGCAAUGGUUAUUUGCCAGCAGUGCGGAGCGUUCUGUCACGACGACUGCAUCGGUGCGGCCAAGCUGUGUGUGUCCUGUGUGAUCAGAUGAGAGCCGGACCUACUGCCCAAGGCCCAAGUGGACAACGUAUUAUAGGAAUAUAGAGACCCCUACCCCCCAUAGACAUGUAGUUGCAAUGGCUAUAUACAUAUGAGUAUGUAUCGCCCCCAUAGGCAGACAGCGAUUAUGAUUUUGCGAUUGAUUUGUGAGGCAAAAGCAUAAGAGCGCAAGUGCCAGAGGCUUACGCACAGCAGAAGCACCAACAUCAGUCCUGUUCACAGGCACAGUCCCAGCCCCUGGUGCACACACAGAGCUAGGGCAGCAGAUAGAUAUAAAUAGAUGUGUAUAAUUUAGAUCGUUCAAAGACCCAUUGUAAACUAAGUAAGUCCUCCUGAAGCAGAAGGAGGAGUAGAAUGGAAGAAUGCCUAAAGGGCAAACAAACGAGUGUUGUGUAUUUUGUGCUUGUUGCAUAUCCCUAAAGAUACUCUCUGUUUUUGUGAUUGUUUAAGGAUAUCUAAAGCACACUAUAAAACAAAAACAAACAAAAAAUCUAUAAACUCUCAGUGUAAUUACAAGCAAAAACAUACAAAACAAAAAGAAAAUGGAAAAACAAGAACAAGAACAAAAAGAUGACAACAAAAGGCAAACGUAAAGCAUAAAAAACAGAUUAGAUUAUAUGUAAUGUGUACAUAUUUAUGUUUAAAUGUAUUAUUAAAUGUACUAUAUGGAUAGAAAUCUUGGGCUGGACAUAAUCCCUAUGGCCCCAUGGCCGCCCCAAUGAUGAGUAUAUUUUUAUAAUUUAUUCGCACACGUGCGAAGUUCGGUUGGUUCGUUCUAUGAAUAUAAGAACUUCAUAUUGAUAUAUAUGAUAUAUAUAUAUAUAUUUUACUGUGUAAUUUAUAAACUAAUCGGAGUGUAUAUCUUCUAGGCCCAGCGCCCAGCUCUUAAGUUCUAAUUAGACUAAGUUUAGUAUUCUCCACCAGACAAAUCACCCACACACACACAUCCACACCCCCACACAUCCGAGCCUAGAAACGACUCUCCAUAUCCACACCAUUUCUUUAGCAUAUAGAGCAUACACGUAAUUCUAAUUCACGCAAAUGAUUUCAAAACAAAGCCCCUAUACAUUAAG
Molecule: messenger RNA, 7246 nt
Organism: Drosophila subobscura
Lineage: Eukaryota; Metazoa; Arthropoda; Insecta; Diptera; Drosophilidae
Gene: Asx
Product: polycomb protein Asx
Exons: 10
Coding region: 805-6165 (1786 amino acids)
Biological process (GO): animal organ morphogenesis; positive regulation of transcription by RNA polymerase II
Cellular component (GO): PR-DUB complex
Molecular function (GO): DNA binding; chromatin binding
Source: RefSeq, a predicted model, not a curated record